Meloidogyne enterolobii is the source of this 342-nucleotide messenger RNA. The record is from the annotation of a GenBank genome assembly. Lineage: Eukaryota; Metazoa; Nematoda; Chromadorea; Rhabditida; Meloidogynidae.
UAAUUUUUUCGAAAAUAGAGAGGAUAUUUAUGUUGAUUAAAUAAUAAAUUAAUGUUUUCUGGGUCCUCUCCCCAAUGGAUAACUUCACCCUCUUCACGUGGAAAAUCUCUUGAUAAAUUUAGUAUUGACACAUCUCGUGCAAAAAGUAAUGCCCCAGUUGUUUCUUUUUGUGCCCGUCAAUUAGGUUUGAAGGAAUUUACAGAGCCUAGAGACGAUGGGCAUCCUUGUGAUAUUUAUUGGCAUAGUAUUGUCUUUCCUGAUAUGAAUUCUGUUGUUAAAUCUGGUGCUCGAGUAAAUAAAUUUCCAGGCAAAUUUUAUUUGAAUGUCAAAAAUAUUUUUUAA